AUGAGGUUUUCACCAAAUGAUAUGCACAACUUAGAACUUGCUGUAGAAAAAUGUUUUGAUAAAUUCAGCAUUGAUGAAUUAGCCAUCAUUUCAAUGGGAUUUUUUAAGAGCAAAGUUCCUGUUAGGAACUUUAACACAAUUUCAAGGAUUAUUGAUAAAAUUCUAGAGAAUCCUUCUGCAGUUCACGAAGUUUCUCUUGCUGCAUUAUUAAAGGUUAUUCGUUUAUCAAGGAAGAUCCCAAUUGAUGAUAAAAUAUAUGAUUUACUUGAAAAACUACAAUGUGAAGUAUCACGACUAUCUAUAAUGUGCAAUGUCCAUAUAGCCUUACUUUCCUGCAGUACCCUGACAUUACAUGAAGGCUGCUUAUUAAAAAUUGCAGAAGUUGUUCUAAAAAAUAUAACCAAUGCUAGAAUAAAAGACUUCGAACGGUUAGUACUUACUUUUGGGACAUUUAAUCUGCUUCCACAAACACCGGACAAUUUUAUAGAGAAAGUAAUUGAUGAAUUAAGAAAACCAUAUAGGGAACAAGAGAUAUUGACCCAUGGCCGUUCAUUUGCUUGUUGUAUAGCCCACCUUGGCCUCUCCGGAUAUUAUCCUCUGGAUCUUAUUGAAAAAACUUUAAAUAAGCCAUUUUUAGAACAAACUUAUGGAAAAUAUUGUUUGUCAUAUGGAAGAGAAAUACUGUCACUAAAUAACUUUGUUAAAAUAUUUCAUAAAAAUGCCAAUAUAGAUCUCAGUGAUAAGGAAUCUUUAACAUUGGCGAAGAGAUACACUGACUAUUUACCAGACGAAAAUUAUGCUAAGCAGUAUAAUGUUACAGAAAAGCUGUACAUGGAUAUUAAGAGAGUAAUUGAAAGUGACAGAGGUGCCAACUAUGUUGUAGGACAUCACAUUGUUACACAUCAUCAACGAGGAGAUUUAAUAAUAUGUGACGAUGUCAACAACAGACCAGUUGCAGUGCAAGAUGUAUUUAGUAAUAUAAAAUUUGGAACACUUUGUUCAGCUCCAAAUGAUAAUAAUAUUUGGAUAGCCUUAAUUGUAGUAGGAAGAAAUGGGAUGCUUUACAAAGACAACAAACCAAGUGGUCAUUUUCUAUCAAAAAUCAGAGAGCUCAAUGCUCUAGGAUUUAAAGCCGCACCAGUAUGUUGGACGUAUUAUUCAGAAUGUAAAACACAUGAAGAAAAACUUAAAUAUAUAAAUACUGUUAUAAAAGAGGCAAAGUCUAUAAGAUAA
Messenger RNA from Leptosia nina, 1233 nucleotides. Lineage: Eukaryota; Metazoa; Arthropoda; Insecta; Lepidoptera; Pieridae. The record is from the annotation of a GenBank genome assembly.